AGCGGAGCGGAGCGCGGCGGCUGCUGGCUGGGGACGAGUGAACGAAAACCCAGCAGGCCAAGUCCCUCGUCACCGCCAGGUUCCAGUGAUGCCCUUGAAUUCAGUGGGGGACACGCCCUUCGACCCAAGAUCGCAGCUGCUCCUCCUGCGCUCAGGCACGGCCUCCGAGCUCGGACCCUCACUUGACCACUUGCCCACCAGUAGAGGGCCGAACCCGGGCCUGGGCCUGCACCGCAGCUCCCCACACGUGCCCACCAGCUGCCUCCUGGACUCCAGUGGCCAACACCUGUGCCAGGUGCCCGCCGAGCCGCAGGAGGUGGGGUGCGGCUGGCGGGCCUGUGCCCCCACCUGCCUGCAGGUGCUCCACACACCACAGGGCUUCCUGUUCUUCCUCUGUGUGGCGUCCUUCCUGCAGGGCGCGGCCGUCAAUGGCCUGGUCAACACCGUCGUCACCUCCUUGGAGCGCCGAUUCGACCUGCACAGCUACCAGAGCGGCCUCAUCGCCAGCUCUUACGACAUCGCCUCCUGCCUGUGUCUCACCUUCGUCAGCUACUUUGGGGGCCAGGGCCACAAGCCGCGCUGGCUGGGCUGGGGCGUGCUGGUCAUGGGAACCGGCUCACUUGUGUUCGCGCUGCCCCACUUCACCGUCGGCCGUUACCAGGCGCAGGUGGCAGAGGGGGUCGGAGCCUGCCCCGCUGACCGGAGCACGGGGUGUGCUGACCAUGCCUCUGGCCUGUCGAGCUACCGGCUGGUCUUCAUGCUGGGCCAGUUCCUGCACGGCAUGGGGGCCACGCCCCUCUACACACUGGGCGUCACCUACCUAGAUGAGAAUGUCAAGUCCAGCCACUCGCCCAUCUACUUCGCCAUCUUCUACACCAUGGCCAUCCUGGGGCCUGCUGCCGGCUACCUGAUCGGAGGGGCGCUGCUGACCGUCCACACUGACCUGGGCUCCCGGACGGAGCUGAGCACCUCGAGCCCCCGCUGGGUUGGCGCCUGGUGGGUCGGCUUCCUGGGCACGGGGGCCGCUGCCUUCCUCCUUGCCAUGCCCAUCCUCGCCUACCCCAGGCAGCUGCCAGGUUCCCGGCGCUAUGUGGUCAUGCAGGUGACAGAGACGCAGCAGCUGGGAGACAGCGGCCACAAGGCCACCAGCAACCAGGACUUCAGGAAGAGUCUCCGGGACCUGCCACUCUCUGUCUGGCUUCUGCUGAAGAACCCGGCCUUCCUCCUGCUGUGCCUGGCAGGGGCCACGGAGGCCACGCUCGUCGCUGGGAUGUCCACGUUCGGCCCCAAGUUCUUUGAGGCACAGUUUAGCCUCAGCGCCUCGGAAGCCGCCACCUUGUUCGGGUUCCUGGUGGUGCCGGCGGGCGGCGGCGGCACGUUCCUGGGCGGCUUCCUCCUCAACAGGUUCAAACUGCGCGGUCCCAGCGUGGUCAGGCUGUGCCUGCUUUGUACCCUCACCAGCCUGCUGGCCACCCUGGUCUUCCUCACACACUGCCCCAACGCGCCCGUGGCAGGGGUGACGGCCGCCUAUGACGGGAGCCCCCUGCCCGAAGGCCACCAGAACCUGACCGCUGCCUGCCAUGCUGCCUGCGGCUGCCGGCCCGAGCACUACAGCCCGGUGUGUGGCGCCAAUGGCCUCACCUAUUAUUCCCCGUGCCACGCGGGCUGCCCUGCGGCCACCGAGGAGGACCCUGCCGGCCAGAGGGUGCACCGAGGCUGCAGCUGUGUGCCUCGGAACUUGUCCUAUGGCCCUGGCCAGGCCACGGCGGGGAGGUGCCCCUUAGCCUGCCACAACCGGCCGCUGCUCCUGGCUUUCACAUUCCUUCUCAUUUUCCUUACCCUCCUCGGCAGCAUCCCGGCGCUCACGGCCACUCUGCGGUGCGUCGGGGAGCAGCAGAGGUCCUUUGCGCUGGGAAUCCAGUGGCUCGUGGUCAGGACGCUAGGGAGUAUCCCAGGGCCCAUCGCCUUUGGCUGGGUGAUUGACAAGGCCUGCCUGCUCUGGCAGGACCAGUGUGGCCAGCCGGGUUCCUGCUUCGUGUACCAGAAUGGGGCCAUGAGCCGCUACAUGCUGGGCGUGGGGCUCACGUACAAGGUGCUGGGCCUCAUCUUCUUUGCUGGCGCCUCUUACCUGUAUAAGCCCCCGCCGGCGGGGUCUCCGGAUGGCCUGGAGGCCUCUCUACCCAGCCAGUCCUCGGCCUCCGACAGCCCUGCGGACCCUAACCCCCGGGGAGACGUCUGACCUGCCCCCGCCCAGUGGUGCUGCACAGACGCUGGCCAAGUGGGCCACAACACCCAGGAUCCAUGG
Messenger RNA from Ochotona princeps (American pika), 2305 nucleotides. RefSeq names its product solute carrier organic anion transporter family member 4A1 (gene SLCO4A1). Lineage: Eukaryota; Metazoa; Chordata; Mammalia; Lagomorpha; Ochotonidae. The record is from RefSeq and is a predicted model, not a curated record. The coding region runs from base 89 to 2239 and encodes 716 amino acids. Gene Ontology annotation, molecular function: protein binding. Gene Ontology annotation, biological process: transmembrane transport; sodium-independent organic anion transport. Gene Ontology annotation, cellular component: membrane. The transcript has 12 exons.